Molecule: messenger RNA, 855 nt
Organism: Ochotona princeps (American pika)
Lineage: Eukaryota; Metazoa; Chordata; Mammalia; Lagomorpha; Ochotonidae
Product: zinc finger CCHC-type and RNA-binding motif-containing protein 1-like
Exons: 1
Coding region: 62-685 (207 amino acids)
Biological process (GO): mRNA splicing, via spliceosome
Cellular component (GO): U12-type spliceosomal complex
Molecular function (GO): zinc ion binding; RNA binding
Source: RefSeq, a predicted model, not a curated record
GAGGAACCGCGCCUGAGCCCCCUGGGCCCAGCCUCGCGCGCCGGCAGCCCCGCGGGAAGAGAUGAGUGGGGGAUUGGCCCCAAGCAAAAGCACGGUGUAUGUCUUCAACCUUCCUUUUCCCCUGACAAACAAUGACUUGUAUCGGAUAUUUUCCAAGUAUGGAAAAAUUGUAAAGGCCACUAUAAUGAAAGAUAAAGAUACUUGGAAGAGUAAAGGGGUUGCCUUCACUUUGUUUUUGGAUAAAAACUCUGCGCAAAACUGCACAAGGGCGGUAAACAACAAGCAGCUAUUUGGUGGAGUGAUUAAAGCAAGCAUCGCCCUCGGCAACGGAAGGGCAGCUGAGUUCAUCCCAAGGUGGAACUACUCUGAUAAGUCCAAGUGCUACGAAUGUGGGGAAAGUGGACACUUAAGUUAUGCAUGUCCAAAAAAUAUGCUUAGAGAACGGGAACCUCCAAAGAAGAAAGAAAAAAAGAAGGAAGUUCCUGAACCAGAACGAGAAAUUGAGGAAGUGAAGGACAGUGAAAACGAAGGGGAGGACCCUGCCCUGGACAGCCUCAACCAGGCGAUUGCCUUCCAGCAAGCCAAAAUCGAAGAACAGAAAAGAUGGAAGCCCGGUUCAGGGGGGUCCCUCGACGGCGGUCGACCCGAGCCGCCCACCGAUAAAGAAGAGUACAUACUUCAGUGACGAGGAAGAACUCAGUGACUGAGAAGGCACUUGUGUAAACAUCCUAGAAUAAACAAAGUCUGGGAGCACAGCCUUCAGCUAAGGACUGAGGUUACUGUUAGAAUUUGACAAGGAUGCUUAACACCAAAUGAUAGCUUACUAGCAGACAGUUCAUUGGAAAUCUUAAAAUA